GGUUCGGCAUCCUAUUGGACAGAGCAGAGGUCCAUCAUGUGAGUGUGACGUCGCCGUGUUCUGCUGGUCAGGUGAGUGUGUACGAGCGCUCCGCUUGCGGAACCCAGUUGUUCGGUCUGCAAACACACUCGGGGUGUGUGUGUGUAUAUAGAUGCAUGUGGGGGUGCGUUGUGCACUUUUUCACGAGGCCCCCGCCGCCAUGUGGACCGGCGUAGUCGUGUUUGUGGUGCUUUUUCCGGUAUUGCAGGGAAAGCCCUUUGCCAGCGUUCCGGACUUCGGGAAGCUGUACCAUGUGAAAGGUGUGAUUUCGCUGCCGUACGCGGAGAUCAGCGAGCCGCUGGAAGCCUGGUACGACCUCAAGGGGCUCCGGAGCCGCAUCGACUACUACCAUGGUCAAGUGUCCACCUACCAGCUGGGCCUGGACAACGACUGGGGUUCAAGCUACAAGAUCACCCCGGAGACGACGGAAACCGAAGUGAACGUCAUGAAGUGCUUCCAGCUCAACGGCACCCAGAAGGAUCCUGUGAAGCCCCAGGGAGCCGUACCCAGCGUGGAGGGCUUUCAGUUCAUCCGGAAGGAGUACUUUGCUGGGCGCCUCUGUGAGGUCUGGCAGAACGUGACCGUGGACGGCCACAAGAAGAACACCUACACACUGUGGGUGACCCGCUUGGAGGGCGAGGAGGGGCUUGCCGCCCCCUGGCACUACGAGAUGAUGGGCUACAACACGCUGCUGGGGUCUCACUACGACAAGUACAUCGUGGAUUACCAGGUCUUCGACUCUCGGGUCAACCCUCAUAUCUUCGCCCUGCCGGAAGGUAUGACCUGUGGCUCCUUCCCUGGUCCAGGGGCAGAGCAUCAUCUCCUGGCCAAUCCCAUCCAGGACCUGGUGGACACCUCCCCUCGGGGGCAUGCCCAUCGGCUCUUUGGACACUUCAAGGAGAAGCACCAGCGUCGCUAUGACAACGAGAGGGAACAUGAGAAGCGGGAGCACUUCUUUGUGCACAAUGUCCGCUUUGUUCACUCCAUGAACCGGGCUGGACUCUCGUACCGCCUGGCUCUGAACCACCUGUCGGACAGCACCCCCGCCGAGCUCGCCACCAUGAGGGGCCGCAAGGGAGCCAAGACCCCCAACAAGGGGCGCCCUUUUCCGCAGAAGCUGUAUGCCAACGUUCGGGUCCCGGACUCCUUGGAUUGGAGGCUCUAUGGGGCUGUGACUCCUGUGAAAGACCAGGCCAUCUGUGGGUCCUGCUGGAGUUUUGCCACCACCGGGUCAAUAGAGGGCGCCCUCUUUUUAAAGACAGGCUCCUUGGUGGUCCUCUCCCAGCAGAUGCUGGUAGACUGCACUUGGGGCUUUGGCAACAACGGCUGUGACGGAGGUGAGGAGUGGCGGGCCUACGAGUGGGUGAUGAAGCAUGGCGGCAUCGCCACAGCCGAGAGCUACGGUGCCUACAUGGGCAUGAAUGGGUUCUGCCACUACAACCAGUCGGAGAUGACCGCUCGCGUUGAGAGCUACACCAACGUGACUUCUGGAGACGCAGAUGCCCUGAAGGUGGCGCUCUUCAAGCGGGGUCCUGUGGCUGUCAAUAUUGACGCCAGUCACCGUUCCUUUGUCUUCUACAGCAGCGGAGUCUACUAUGAGCCUACCUGCGGGAACCGGACGGAGGACCUGGACCACGCGGUGCUCGCUGUAGGCUAUGGUGUUCUGAACGGGGAGCCCUACUGGCUUGUGAAGAACUCGUGGUCCACCUACUGGGGCAACGAUGGAUACGUUCUCAUGUCUCAGAGGGACAAUAACUGUGGAGUGGCCACUGAUGCGACUUACAUCACCUUGGCUUAACCGGGGCUGGAUGGGGAGGCUGCCCUGAUGCCAAGGUUACUUUUAAAAGUCUGCAUGUCGCUGGAGAAGCUGGAGAAGAGGAAAUGUCAGCCAGGCUCAUAGUUCUAAAUUACCACUGGCUUCCACUUUGCACCGUGUCUCAUGCGACUGCUUCUGUGAUUGCCUUAAGCUCAAAUACUUCUUUAAAU
Scleropages formosus (Asian bonytongue) is the source of this 2025-nucleotide messenger RNA. RefSeq names its product digestive cysteine proteinase 1. Gene Ontology annotation, molecular function: cysteine-type peptidase activity. The transcript has 11 exons. Bases 152 to 1837 code for a protein of 561 amino acids. Gene Ontology annotation, biological process: proteolysis. NCBI's taxonomy places the organism in Eukaryota, Metazoa, Chordata, Actinopteri, Osteoglossiformes, Osteoglossidae. The record is from RefSeq and is a predicted model, not a curated record.